AUGUCAUCGGUCUCUUCGCUGUGGCUUUUGGAAAGAUGGCAAAAGUCCACACACCACGCAAUAGGGAUCUCGCCCCCGGUAUCGGGAGGUACAGCAGAUCAGCCAUCUACAAAAAGAGGGCUCUGUAUAAGAGAAAGAAGACGGGAGUUAAGAAGCUAGUGUCUGAGGAACAGAAAUCGAAGGUGAAGGAAGUUGGAGGUGACAAGAAUGGAGGCACAAGAGUUGUGCCAGUGAAAAGAGAGUCUCGUUAUUACCCAACUGAAGAUGUGCGACGACCCCUGAGGAACAACCGGAAGCCUAAGCCAACCAAGUUGCGAUCCUCCAUCACUCCAGGAACAGUUCUCAUUCUUCUUGCAGGUCGUCACAGAGGCAAGAGAGUUUUCUUCCUCAAACAACUUGCCUCUGGUCUUCUUCUUGUCACAGGACCUUACAAGGUGAAUGGUGUCCCCCUUAGGAGAGUGGCCCAAGCAUACGUCAUCGCUACUGAAACAAAGCUGGACUUGGGCAGCUUCAAGCUUCCAGAACGUCUCACUGAUGACUUCUUCAAGAGAGAGCCAAAGAAGAAGAAGCGUACAGAGGAUAUGUUUGAAGAUUCUCAGGAGGUACUGAAACUGUCAUGUCUAAUUAAACAUGUAGUUUCAUUCAAAAGCCAAUUAAACAUGAGCAAGUAAUCCAUGAAGUGGUUC
Orbicella faveolata is the source of this 686-nucleotide messenger RNA. RefSeq names its product large ribosomal subunit protein eL6-like. NCBI's taxonomy places the organism in Eukaryota, Metazoa, Cnidaria, Anthozoa, Scleractinia, Merulinidae. Gene Ontology annotation, cellular component: ribosome; cytosolic large ribosomal subunit. Gene Ontology annotation, molecular function: RNA binding; structural constituent of ribosome. Gene Ontology annotation, biological process: ribosomal large subunit assembly; cytoplasmic translation. The record is from RefSeq and is a predicted model, not a curated record.